This is a messenger RNA of Sardina pilchardus (European sardine), 4035 nucleotides long. RefSeq names its product proline rich transmembrane protein 4b (gene prrt4b). The transcript is spliced from 3 exons. The coding region runs from base 1 to 2850 and encodes 949 amino acids. The record is from RefSeq and is a predicted model, not a curated record. NCBI's taxonomy places the organism in Eukaryota, Metazoa, Chordata, Actinopteri, Clupeiformes, Clupeidae.
AUGUCCACCAGCACUGGCCCAGGUUCUAAAGGGUCAGAUUGGACUGACUCUCCCACACAUCAGCCGAUCCAGACCACCUCGCUACAGGAGACUCCGUCCGGCAUCCCUGCACAAGGCACAGUGUCUUAUCUCACAGGAACAAAAUCUCCUUCCACUUUGCUCAGCACCAGACGACCAAAAGUUCAAAAGAAACCUGCUCUUGGCCCGCGCCCUGACAGCUUUGACCUGGAUUUAUGGCCCCCGAGCAACACAAGCCAGAAAGAGCUCCUCAAAAAAACAUCUGCAACACACAACCAAAAAAACUGGACAGUCACGGAAUUAACUUCCAAUGCUGGAACUACUGACAGAGGCAUGAAUCAUGGUCAUCAAAGUAAUCCAACCCCAAACUACAAAUUUGAUUCGUCAUCAUCAAUACAAACAGAUCUACCAACUCCCUCUGCUCAAACUAUGCCAUGGACAAUGGCUGUCAUCACAAGCUCUCCUACAACCCAAGUAAAAGGUAUCAAGCAAGUGACCCAGUCAGCAGUUGAUCUUCCUCCACAUCCUGAGGACCCAAGGGUGAGUGAAGAGAGAGAGCAACAACCACACAAGGAGCAGCCAGAAGUGACACAACCCAAAAUUGUUGGCGGCAAACAAGAGCGGAUGGGAGUGAUUCCGGAAUCUACUACAGCACCUUGGCUUGUUGCCACGCGGCCAGGAGAUGUCUCUGAUACAGGAACUAAAAGAAGUGACAUGAGUGUUACUACGGAGCCCACCCAGAAGGAUGGACCUGGACCAGUGCUGUGGUCACCUGCUAUCACACCACAGCUACACAAUGCUGAAGUCACACCCUCAUCAACAGAGGACUGGGGAACUGGUCCAGCGGCCACGGACAUGUCUCUACUCCCAGACUGCAAUACGGAGCGCUCAGGAAUCUGCAACACCACUGACAACUGGCCGCCCAUAUUCCCGAGUCACAAGGACCCUGCAAACGCCACCACAUUCGUCUACAACCAAUCGAGUAAUACCCUCCUGGUGCCAGCCUCACCCAUGUUUGUAGCUCUCCACUCUGACUGGAACAGUGCCAUGGCAACAUGGGGCCUGGCUUGGGAGGCCCAUAUUUAUGGUCUGGGCGGGGUGUUCUCUCUGGUCACCCUCGCCUCGGCACUAAACCUGCUUUGUCUGCCGCUGCGUUGCCCCUCAGGAUGUGGCUACUUUGCUCUGGUCAGCAUCUUCCUGUUGGCGGCGGGCAGCACCAGGGCCUUUGCCCUGCUGUACGACGCCUACGGGCACCAAGAGCGACUGGCGUCCAGCGAGGCGUCUCUGCUGCUGUACGAGGCUCCCUUCCCCUGCCUGACGGCGGCCUUCGGCCUGGUCUUCCUCCUGCUCUCCAUGCGCUCCAGGAUGCAGCUCUCCUACUCGGCCUUCCAGCGGCCGUGCUUCUUAGCCUGCCUGGUGCUGCUCCACUUCACUGCUGCGUUCGGGCCCAUGACCCUGCUCAGCACAGACCAGCAGGGGGCGCCCCUCUGCCUCUUCCUCUCCCUGGUCUCCAGAGGGGCGUUCGUCGUCCUGGCCUCGUUUCUGUCGGCCGCCUACUUCGUGUUCUACUGUUACGUGCGCGCCGACUCCAAACACAUCUACCACCUCAACAACACCUCCCCGACGCCGGCCGAGCGCUACAACCGCUGCCCCUUCGCCGAGAGCCGCGAGUGGGAGCGAGCCGCCGCCGCCGUCUUCCUCUCCGCCGUCCUCUCGCUGGCCUGCGCCGGCCUGCAGCUCUAUGCCAUGCUCCACGCGCUGGGCUUCACCGGCGGCCCAGAGGUCUUCAAGCCCUGGCCCUGGUGGUCUUUCCAGCUCAGCUGUCGGAUCUGCGAGGCCGGAGUGUGCCUCACCCUGGCCCUGGUGGUAGCGCAGCCCGUCUACUGCUCCGACCACCUGCCACAGCCUGGAAACUGCUGGACGGAAUUACUGGCUGCCAAAUCUCCCAUCAUUCCAGGGACCUACCACUGGACCUUGAAUCAACAAGAAAAGCUAGCCAUCUGUGACACCAUGGGCCACGGGGAGACCGAGUGUCUUCCCCUGUACUCCCUGGUGGAUGAACGACUGGGAAACAGUCUAAAUGGGCUGGACCUUUUAUAUCACAGCAACCGUGCCCUGGCCUAUCGGGACUUUGACCUUGACCAACCGGACGCCAUCGCCGACACGAGGGAGUCGUCGUGCGCCAGCGACUCCACGACGGACCUGCGGCCUCCGUCGCCCAUCAACCUGCGGCGCAGCAUCGACGAGGCGCUCUUCAGCGAGGACCUCUUCCCCAUGAGCCUGUUCAGCCCGCUCAGGCCCUUCAGCUUCUGUGAGCAGAGCCUGGACGCGCGCGACACCCUGAUAGCUCAGUCCAGCUGCACGCUGCCACUCCGGGAGAGCCUCCCCUCAGACCCGGGGCUCUACCGCACCGCCUCCUGCGUGGAGAUCCUCCCUCAGGCCUCUCUCCCCGGCCGCGAGCAGAAGGAGGCCCCGGCGGUGGGCCUGCCGCCCUCCCCGUCCCUGUCUCCCGCCACGUCCUCCUGCUGCUCGUCCCCCGAGGGCUGGAGAGGGACCUCCAGCACGUCCUCCCUGUACAGGCCCUCGCUGGCCGACUCCUCCCUGGUCCUCUGCUCCAGUCCAGAGCUGAAGGCCCGGCCCUCCUCCCUCGGCGGCAGCUCGGGCCGCAUGCUGCCCUCGGACCACCAGAGACAGUACCGUAAUCUGGACCUGGUGUCGCAGGAGAGUCUGGACCAACGCUCGGAGCUGGACCAGUCAGUCCAGGAGGAGUUCAAAAGUGUGUGCAGACAGAUAGAUGCCCUGAGCAUCUGCAGUGAAACUAUUGACUUGUAAAGCAUACAGUUUCUGAUAUGUACACUGACAUAAAUAAGCACAGAUUUGUAAACCUUGUAAGUAUAAAUACAGUAAUGUAGACGUGAAUAAAUCUAUAGACUGAUGUUCUACUGUCUAAAGUGCUAAAGCAAUGAUUGAUAUUGAAAUGAUGGACAGUUUUGCUGCUGAAUGAAGACUGACCAACUCAAAGGUGGAUUGUGUGUACUUUUCAUAGUGCAGUCUAGCUUGUCUAUUCAACGUUAAUAUGAACUAAUAUUCUGUUGUGAAACAUUGAUUUUGACAAGGAUAUUAAGCUUUGAGUAUUUGCGAUUGUCAUAGGUCUGUACAGAGCAUCUCUUAGUAUUGUCCAUUCUUUCUAAUGAGGAGAUACUACCGACCUUAAGAUGAUCUUUACGUCAAUGAGCCCAAAGCUACAAAAUUGAAGCCACAAUCAAUAUCUGAGGCAUUUUUGCAGGUUAAUAAAUAAAUCUCUACAUUGUCCAGAUAGGAGGACUCAUGUAAGUGACUUAUAGGUGCAUGGAGUGCCAGAGUUCUGAAAGUCAGGGCUGGUUUUGUAAAAAGUUUGUAAAAUGUAAAACUGUGAGAUGCAGAGAUUUGUUAACUUUUUGGAAAGUUUCAGAUAAGUGAUGUUGUUGAUAAUUGUAAGCCUGUUUGUAUAAAACAUUUUAUAUUCAACAUAAAGAAAGAAUACUGUGACUGAACAACUACUGAAAUGUUAAUCCAUUUAAAUUGAAAUAGAAUUGAAAGGUAUUAUCACAUUUUAUAUAAAUAUACAUAUAUAAUGCAUACUACAGGUAAAUCCAUUUAAUUUCAGUUUUGUAUGAUUUCGUACUGCUUGAUGAGACAUCUGCUUUGCCCUAUAGAAGAGAUGUACAGUAUUUUGUAGGAGCAUUGUAUUGCCCCCUGCUGGUGGCAUUAGGAACAUGCUGUCAAAAAGAGGCUGCUAGAUUGCAUUGAUUGUACUCAGACGGGUUAUACCUUUGAAUAUAAGUGAUGUGCUAAGCUAUUUAUCUGCCAAAAUUUGUAAUACCCUCUCCAUAUUCUUAGCAAAAUAUUAACAAAGAUGUGAAUUUCUACAUUUUUAGUGUGCAUGUUAUUUUAUAAAUCUGUUGGUGAAAUGCCAUAUAUAGAAAGGAUAUCCAUGAUGACAACAAAUGGCUUAAUUACAAUAGAAUAAAAUGAAAA